AUGGUGGCAUCUUUAUCGAAAAAGACUUUGAAAAGUAAUAACCCAUCACCAACGAAAAGCCAUGUCCCAGAGUUCUGGAAACAGUUCUUAAAUAAUCCAAAGAGUAUGUCAUCAGAUUCUCUCUCACCUCCAAAAAAUUCACAAAAUCAAUCACUGCAGAAAAGACCAUCAAUGUCCUCAAGAGCUCAUUCUUUUAACACACCAUCAUCGAACCGUGAUAGAAAUUCUCCUACUAAGGUACCGACUAACUUAUCAAACUCUAACUAUAAAAAUUAUAGAGAUGCUUUCCUUUCUAAUAAAAAUGAUUUUACCGGCAGAGUAUUCGGUGUCUCAUUAUCAAAAUCAUUAAGUGUAGCAAGUGCAGAAGUGAUAGUUCAAAGUGAAUUAGUAAGUUUUGGUCGCAUCCCCAUCGUCGUAGCUAAAUCAGGCGCAUAUUUAAAGGCAAACGCUUUGGAAACAAAGGGUAUCUUUAGAAUUGCUGGGAAUGGGAAACGUGUUAAAGAAUUACAAUUUAUUUUCUCAUCUCCUCCUGAUUAUGGCACCAAAUUUAAUGAUUGGGAUGGUUAUACUGUUCAUGAUGUGGCUUCUUUACUUCGAAGGUUCUUGAAUAAUUUGGAAGAACCUCUAAUACCGUUAUCGUUAUAUGAAGAAUUUAGAGCACCGUUAAGGGAAAGACCGAGGAUAUUGAAACAUAUGCUUAAUCAUAAUGUCUCACAUCCAAAAAGUAAUAAUGAUUCAAGUGACCAAGUAGGGAAAAUAAAGGAGGGGGAAAAGCAACUGUCCACAGAUGAACCUGCUAACAUUGAAAAAACGACUGAAGCUAUAGGUGCAGAGAAAAAUGAUGUUUCCCAAUCUAAUGAACAGGAUACAAAAGGUAAUGAUGGAGAUGAAGAGAAGGAGGAAGGUGAACCUGAUAUUUCUGAGGAGAAAAGAAAAAGAAAAAUCCGUCAUAAGAAAAGACUAACUCGUGAUAUAAGAGCUGCAAUUAAGGAUUACGAAAGUUUAUUUACAAAACUAUCGAACGAUUCCAAACAAUUGACCAUAUAUUUAUUAGACUUAUUGAGCCUUUUUGCUAGACAGUCCCAAUUCAACUUAAUGUCAGGUAGAAAUCUGGCAGCAAUUUUCCAACCUUCGAUCUUGUCCCAUCCACGACAUGACAUGGAUCCAAAGGAAUAUGAACUAUCCAGACUUGCUGUGGAAUUUUUAAUCGAAUAUUCUUAUAAAUUGUUGCCACAUUUACUAAAAUUGGCAAAAGAGGAGCAACAGAACAAACUUUCCCCUAAAACUGCUACGAUAACCACAACAGAUGAAAAUAAUAGUACAGAAGUGUUGAAAAAAUCUCCUUCUAAGCCUAUUAAUAUUUCUCCUAGCACAAGCGCCAUUAAGAACAAUGCAUUAACAAAUAAGAGCUCAAGAGAAUUACUGUCCGCUUCUUCACCAAAACUGAUACGUUUUGAUUCCUCUCAAAAUACUAAUAGAAUUCCCAAAAUAACAAAUUCUAAUUCAUUAAAACUGCCGAAACAAAGAAGAAAUCAUUCCAAAUCAAUAGGCUCCGCCGCAGUACCUCCUGACGUCAUCGCAAGUAAUAAGAGAAGAACAAGAUUGUUUCCAUGGUUACACAAACCUGGUAUUUUGAGUGACAAUGGAGACUUCACCACCACUGAAGGUGAAGGAGAAGAAUACGAUGAAGAAAAUAUUGAUAUAUCGGGACAAUCACCUAUGAGUAUUAAUUCAAAUUCCCUCGCUGCACGUAGACAAAGCAAUAAUCAUACUUUACUAAGCGUUUCUAGGGCAAAUCGUUCACUAAGUGGGAACAGUACUACUUCAUCCUUUAAUGUUCGUCCAAUAUCUAUGAUCAUAACUGGUAACGGUAGUAGUAUCACCCAAGACAAUAAAUCGAACGAUUCAUUGGUAACUAAUGAAGAUGAUUCAGGAAAAGCAGUGUUUAGAAAAGCGUCUGAUGAUAAGUCAGCUACUGAUCGUGCCGUCCGUUCGAAAAAGAGGGAAUCCUGGUUUCAACGUCUAGCUCAUUCUGGGUCGUCAACAAGAGAUUGA
Molecule: messenger RNA, 2055 nt
Organism: Naumovozyma dairenensis CBS 421
Lineage: Eukaryota; Fungi; Ascomycota; Saccharomycetes; Saccharomycetales; Saccharomycetaceae
Gene: SAC7
Product: GTPase-activating protein SAC7
Exons: 1
Coding region: 1-2055 (684 amino acids)
Biological process (GO): activation of GTPase activity; signal transduction; regulation of fungal-type cell wall organization
Cellular component (GO): cell cortex
Molecular function (GO): GTPase activator activity
Source: RefSeq, a predicted model, not a curated record